AUGGGGGAGGUCCAUCUGUUAUUACCCUCACUCCCUCCUCACCCACACCUCCCCCUCCUCACCCACACCUCCCCCUCCCUCACCCACACCUCCCCCUCCCUCACCCACACCUCCCCCUCCUCACCCACACCUCCCCCUCCCUCACCCACACCUCCCCCUCCCUCACCCACACCUCCCCCUCCCUCACCCACACCUCCCCCUCCCUCACCCACACCUCCCCUCCCUCACCCACACCUCCCCCUCCUCACCCACACCUCCCCCUCCCUCACCCACACCUCCCCCUCCUCACCCACACCUCCCCCUCCCUCACCCACACCUCCCCCUCCCUCACCCACACCUCCCCCUCCUCACCCACACCUCCCCCUCCCUCACCCACACCUCCCUCACCCACACCUCCCCCUCCUCACCCACACCUCCCCCUCCCUCACCCACACCUCCCCCUCCCUCACCCACACCUCCCCCUCCUCACCCACACCUCCCCCUCCCUCACCCACACCUCCCCCUCCCUCACCCACACCUCCCCCUCCUCACCCACACCUCCCCCUCCCUCACCCACACCUCCCCCUCCCUCACCCACACCUCCCCCUCCUCACCCACACCUCCCCCUCCCUCACCCACACCUCCCCCUCCCUCACCCACACCUCCCCCUCCCUCACCCACACGUUAGCACACGUUAGCACACGUUAG
This is a messenger RNA of Knipowitschia caucasica, 687 nucleotides long. Lineage: Eukaryota; Metazoa; Chordata; Actinopteri; Gobiiformes; Gobiidae. The record is from the annotation of a GenBank genome assembly.